AUGUACCUCCACGCAUCCAGACCCUUGCCGCGCCUAUCAAGAGGCUCACCCCACCAGCAGCAUGUUAGUCUCAGAAGAGGCCUGGCAUCAGUGAGCUCGACCAGCUCCAAAGCAAGACUGAGUCGAUUUGAGACCGACCAUACAAUUGACUAUGCCGACCUCACGCGUCGAAUUGAGUCAAGUCGAAAGAUACUUGGGCGACCCCUGACGUAUUCAGAGAAGGUGCUUUUCGCUCAUGCCGACAACAUCGGCGACGAGCCCCUCCACCGUGGCAAGACGCAGCUGAAACUACGUUCUCGGCGAAUCGCAUGCCAAGAUGCGACAGCUCAGAUGGCAAUCAUCCAGUUCAUGUCAGCUGGUCUCGACUCCACUGCCGUGCCUACGACUGUUCACUGCGACCAUCUUAUCGUCGGCAGGACAGGCCAGGAUGAAGACCUUCCGCAAGCCCUGAGCACGCAUAAGGAAGUUUAUGACUUCUUGUCAAGUGCGUGUAAGAGGUACGGCAUGGGCUUCUGGAAACCUGGCGCUGGAAUCAUCCAUCAAACUGUUCUUGAGAACUAUGCUUUCCCAGGAGGCAUGAUGGUCGGCACAGACUCACACACCCCCAAUGCGGGCGGAAUGGGGAUGAUUGCAAUUGGCGUAGGCGGAGCCGACGCUGUGGACGUGAUGGCUGGGCUGCCUUUCGAGUUGACUGCACCGCAUAUCAUUGGGGUGAGGUUGACGGGACGGCUGUCGGGAUGGGCUACACCCAAGGUUCGCUUCGUAUCUUCUGAAUUGCGCGCGGAUGAAGAUGCCCAGUAUGAUAGAAUCAUCGACAUCAACCUCUCUGAGCUGGAGCCCAUCAUCAACGGACCAUUCACACCUGAUCUGUCAACGCCAAUUUCAAAGCUGUCAGAUGCCGUGGACAAGGAAGGUUGGCCAAAGGACUUGACCGCAGGACUCAUUGGUUCUUGCACGAAUUCCUCGUUUCAAGACAUGUCGAGGGCCGCGGAGCUGGCGAAACAGGCGAUGGAUGCCGGGCUUCAGCCGAAGAUGCCACUCUUUGUGUCUCCCGGAAUUGAGCAAACGAGGAAGACACCGCAGGAGAAUGGGGGCGUCAAGAACUCUAUUCUCACAUCCUACAACCGCAACUUCACUGGCCGUCUUGACGGAAACCCAGCCACUCACAUCUUCCUAGCCUCACCAGAAAUGGUUAUGGCGAAGAUCUUCUCUGACGAUCUGAGUUUCAACCCCACUUCGGACUCCAUUGUUACCCCUUCAGGCUCUGAAUUCAAGUUCACGCCUCCAGGUGGAGAAGCUUUGCCAUCUCGCCGUGACGGAGUCGAACUGCAGAUUGCGGAGACAUCCAAGCGCCUCCAGAGACUGGCCCCGUUUGAGCCUUGGCACGGAAAGGACUUUGAAAAUUGUGCUAUUCUGAUCAAGGUUCAGGGCAAAUGCACAACAGACCAUAUCACGCCCGCUGGCCCGUGGUUCGCCUACCGUGGCCACCUUGGGAACAUCUCAAACAACACCCUGAUUGGAGCCGUGAAUGCCGAAACGGGAAAGGUCAAUCAAGUGAAGAACUGGUUGACCGGUGAAGAGGGUGACGUUCCUGGUACGGCGCGGGCUUAUAAAGAGGCGUCGCAGCCCUGGGUCGUGAUUGGUGACCAUACCUACGGAGAAGGCUCAUCCCGUGAGCAUGCAGCAUUGCAGCCUCGCUACCUCUGA
Messenger RNA from Colletotrichum aenigma, 1707 nucleotides. Its product is annotated as Aconitate hydratase. The record is from RefSeq and is a predicted model, not a curated record. NCBI's taxonomy places the organism in Eukaryota, Fungi, Ascomycota, Sordariomycetes, Glomerellales, Glomerellaceae. The transcript is spliced from 5 exons. The coding region runs from base 1 to 1707 and encodes 568 amino acids. Gene Ontology annotation, cellular component: cytosol. Gene Ontology annotation, molecular function: aconitate hydratase activity; 4 iron, 4 sulfur cluster binding. Gene Ontology annotation, biological process: tricarboxylic acid cycle.